Molecule: messenger RNA, 1614 nt
Organism: Lathyrus oleraceus (garden pea)
Lineage: Eukaryota; Viridiplantae; Streptophyta; Magnoliopsida; Fabales; Fabaceae
Exons: 3
Coding region: 1-1614 (537 amino acids)
Molecular function (GO): nucleic acid binding; zinc ion binding
Source: RefSeq, a predicted model, not a curated record
AUGGCUGGAAGGAAUGACGCUGCAAUGGCUGCCGCAAUGCAAGCGAUGGCACAAGCUGUGCAGAACUUGCCAAAUGCUGGUGGAGAUGCUGGAUCACGUAGCUUGGCGACUUUUCAAAGAGAGAAUCCGCCGGUGUUUAAAGGGAAGCAUGAUCCAGAUGCAGCCUUGGGAUGGUUGAAAGAGAUCGAGAGAAUCUUCCGUGUUAUGGAUUGCACUCCAGCUCAGAAGGUUCGGUAUGGUACUCACAUGCUAGCAGUCGAAGCUGAUGACUGGUGGCUAGAGACUCACGAGAGGUUGACCGUGGCAGGUGAAGUCAUUACUUGGGAUGUAUUCCGUAGGGAAUUCAUGAGAAAGUAUUAUCCGGAAGAUGUUCGUGGUAAGAAAGAAAUUGAGUUCCUUGAGCUGAAGCAAGGAAACAUGUCUGUCACUGAUUAUGCUGCAAAAUUUGUGGAGUUGUCCAAAUUUUAUCCUCAUUACACUGGUGCUGGUGCUGAAUUUUCAAAGUGCAUCAAGUUUGAAAACGAAGACAAUAAUGCUCAUUACAAGAUUGUCAGUGACCGCAGGGGCAAGCAACAUCAAAACCGUGGCAAGCCGUAUGAUGCUCCAGUGGGAAGAGGGAAACAAGGAGCUGCUCCGGCUCAGAGGACUAGUAGGGGAGGUGCUCCUGCUGGUAUAGUUUGCUUCAAAUGUGGUCAGGCUGGUCAUAAGAGUAAUGUAUGCACUGCUGAAGUAAAGAGGUGUUUUCGCUGUGGUAAGACUGGCCAUGCAAUAGCUGAUUGCAAGCACAAGGAAAUGAUUUGUUUUAAUUGUGGCGAAGAAGGGCAUAUUGGAAGUCAGUGUCAGAAGCCAAAGAAAUCUCAAACUGGAAAGGUGUUCGCAUUGAUCGGAACUCAAACCUCCAGUGAGGACAGACUUAUCCGAGGUACAUGUUUCAUAAAUGGUACUCCUUUAAUUACUAUUAUUGAUACCGGUGCUACACACUGUUUUAUUUCUGCUAACUGUGCUCGAAGACUGGGUUUAAAAUUGUCCGCUUUGGAUGGUGAAUUGAUUGUUGAGACCCCAGCUAAGGGAUCAAUAACUACUUCUUUGGUAUGUUUAAAAUGUCCUUUGUCGAUCUUCGAUAAAGAUUUCUAUGUUGAUUUAGUAUGUUUGCCGUUGGAUGGGAUGGAUGUAAUUCUUGGUAUGAACUGGUUAGAGUAUAAUUAUGUUCAUAUAAAUUGUCAUCAUAAGUCGGUGAGGUUUUCCACUCCUGAAGAGGAAGGAGUUGACUUAUUACCUUUCAGAGAAUUGCGAAAAUUGAUGAAAGAGGGAGCUCAGAUGUUUUCUUUGAUGGCGACGUUGUCGGUUGAGAGUAAAGCUAAGAUUGAGGAACUGUUAGUGGUGAAAGAAUUCCCUGAAGUUUUUCCUGAUGAAAUUCCUAGUGUGCCACCAGAGAGGGAGGUUAAAUUUACUAUUGAUCUGGUACCUGGCGGUAAACCGGAAAUUGAAAAUGGCUAUGCGCAGGACGGAUCAAAGCACUACUUUUUCCAGAUUUUUGUGAGCUUCUUCCGUGUUCUUGUGUUCUUCGACGCCGACUUCGGUUACGAGCUUUUCUCAACGAAAAUACGCGAAUGA